CCCAAAUGAUGACUUAGAAAAUCAUUCAAAGAGAAAAGCUUUAACAGAGCUGAUCCAAAAGACCACUUCCUCAUUCCUUUACAUGGCUUUGGCUCACAGCCUUUUCUCCAUGCCACCAAGUACUGUAAAUAUCAAGGUGUGCUCAAACACCCAUGAGGGAAAGCCAAACACAACCCAAAUCCAAGCAGAGAAGAGAUGUUUGAGGUGUAAGACUCUUUACUUGGACAAGGAUAAUUCCCCAACUGCUUGCUCCUUCCAUGGCCACACCACUGGUGAGAAAGGAUUAUUUGCAUUUGCCCCACCACACCAAGGGAUCGAUGGAGAAUGGAGUGACCGCUCUGGAGUAAUUGUCUACAAAUGGAAUGAGAAGAAUAACAGACCAAAUACAGGAAGCACCAACUGGAAAAAGAGAUGGAGCUGUUGUGCUGAGUAUGAUGAGAAUGCCCCACCUUGUCGACAAGGAUGGCAUGUCUCAUACGAUGAUGGCUUCACCUUAUAUUAGCAAUACUUAGUUCAAGGGCAUCAUGGCUUGUUAAUUCAGCAGCACAAGAACCCUGUAAGUAGCCAUACAUCUCAUUACUGAGAACAAGUUACAUGUGCUAAAUGAAAUGGGUUUUGCAUA
Vitis vinifera (wine grape) is the source of this 622-nucleotide messenger RNA. RefSeq lists its product as uncharacterized. The record is from RefSeq and is a predicted model, not a curated record. The transcript is spliced from 2 exons. Lineage: Eukaryota; Viridiplantae; Streptophyta; Magnoliopsida; Vitales; Vitaceae. The coding region runs from base 83 to 502 and encodes 139 amino acids.